Centropristis striata (black sea bass) is the source of this 2437-nucleotide messenger RNA. RefSeq names its product fibronectin type III and SPRY domain-containing protein 2. Gene Ontology annotation, molecular function: protein binding. NCBI's taxonomy places the organism in Eukaryota, Metazoa, Chordata, Actinopteri, Perciformes, Serranidae. The transcript is spliced from 14 exons. The coding region runs from base 520 to 2379 and encodes 619 amino acids. The record is from RefSeq and is a predicted model, not a curated record.
UCUCCUCCUGCAUGGUCUUCCUCUUGAACUCCUGCAGAUUUUCAAAGUACUCCUCCACGUCCCGCUCGUCCUGCGUGAACAACGUGUCGAGCACAAUCUUUCGCCCGCAGAUGUCAAUGGCCGUGCUGAAGUAUUUCUCCAGCUUUCUACACGGCGUAUCGAAAUCCCGUUCAUCGUCGUCCCCGGUACCUGACCUCCGGUUUAGGAAGAGCAAGUCCCAAAUGUUGCCGUCUUCGAAGUCUGACAAGUCCGGGAAGCAGGUUACCAAGAUGUCCGCCACACAGCUGAACUGCUGAUGGAUGUGUUUUAGAUCGUUGACAGAGAAAAGUCCAGCCCAGCUCAUCUGAUGGUCCCCGGUGACAACCUCGGCUUUGCGUUUCUGCCGUUGUAACGUCCGGUUGUGGCAGCUUCUGGGUGAGGGUUGGACUGCUUGCAGAGCUGGACUGUCGGACAACACUGUUGGCCUGAAAUGGCUGUUUAGAACAGACUGGUUUGCUGAACUACCCAGUCACUCGCCUCAUGGACUUGUAUGAGAUUGGAGGCAGAUUGGAUGUGAUUGCAGAAGAAGCUGAGCACCAGGAGUCGACCACAAUGGCAGACAAAGGAAGAAGGGAGACGCGAGGAGUUUCCACCUUCCAGAGGUUUUCUGUUGACACCAAUGAGUCCCUUCAUUUUGAACCCUGUGACGACAGCCCGCCAUCUCCCACCGGGGCAGAAGAUGGACUUGAUGUGUUUAUAGAGGAAGAAAGUGAGGGUGAGAUUGACACAAUCAGGAAUCAGUUGCAAGGGAAGGUGGCUGAGAUGGAGAACUUUGCAGGUCAUCUGGAGGAAAUCUUUCUCACUGUGGAGGAGAAUUUUGGCCGUCAGGAGCAGCACUUGGAGCAGCACUACAACGACGUACUGCAGACGUUGUCUCAGCGAUAUGACGAGCGGGCGGCUGGACUGGAGGAGGAGAAGAAGGGCAAGCUGGAGGCCCUGUACAAGCAGCUGCUGGUUUGUGGUCGAGAGAUGGAUGCCUCCAAGGAGCUCAUCGAGACGGCCCAGGAGAUCUACCGCAGCCAAGACAAGAGGCUUUUUCUGAAGGCAGUUAUGCCCACCAUUAAAAGAAUCGAGGAGUUUGCCAAAGAUGAGGUUGACCUCACGUUGUCUACAAGUCUUGAGUUUAACACUCCACUCGCUGACCUGUCAGAUGUGAAAACCAUGAUGGACUCAAUCAACGUCGUUCCAGCUCCAUCUGCUCCGGUAAUCAACCCCCAGAUGCCCAACUCUGCCACGCAGACAUCCCUGCGUGUGUGCUGGAGCUUGUUCUCUGACGACACGGUGGAGUACUACGAGCUUUACUACAGACCGGUGCUGGAGGACACACCGGCAGACAGCACCUGUGCUCCACACGUAAGCAAAGUAAAAGUGAAGGAGACCCACUGCACCGUGACAGAUCUACUGCCCAAUGCUCAGUAUGAACUCUGGGUGACUGCUACCAACACCACAGGCAUCAGCCCAGCCAGCGAGAAGGCCUUAUACAUGACAGUGCCGUCUCCUCCGGUGAUCAAGCAGAGGGAGUGUACUAGCUGUCCCGAGGCUGCUCUGAUCCGCUGGGAGUCAGGGAACACCAACCCUGUCGACUCCUACACUGUGGAGCUCAGUGAGAUGGGCACUAAUGGCACAGAGAGCGGUAUUACAGAGUCUAUAGUGGCCGUGCCCACCUGUCAGUGUCUGAUCCAGCUGCAGACAGGACGCCGUUACCUCAUUUCUGUGAGAGCAGUCAACAUUGGCGGCCCCAGCGACAAGAGUGAAGUCAUUACUGUCUCCACAACAGGAACAUUCUUCUAUCUCCUGGAGGACACUGCCCAUCCCUGCCUGUCCAUCUCUGAAGACGGCUUCACUAUGUUUUAUGGCGACGAGGAGCUUCCAAUCAGCGCUAUGGCCUUAGAUGACAACAACAGCUUUACCAGAUGUGUUGCUGUCCUGGGGGAUCUGAUCCCAGUGCGAGGCCGACAUUAUUGGGAAGUUGAGGUAGAUGAUGUUACAGAAUUUAGGAUCGGAGUUGCAUCUGAGGACACGGAGAGGAGCUCGUACCUCGGGGCCAACAACACCUCCUGGUGCAUGAGACACAUUCUCACUCCAUCCAGGCAUAAAUAUGAGUUUCUGCACAACGGCUGGAGUCCUGACCUGAGGAUCACAGUGAACCCAGUGCGGAUAGGAGUGGCUCUGGACUAUGAGAGGGGAACCCUGUCCUUUUUUAAUGUGGAUCUGGAACAACACCUACACACCUUCCACUGUCACUUCCUAAGUUACGUCCACCCCUGCUUUGGCCUGGACAACCCCGGAGCUCUUACAGUACACAACUGCAUAGAGGCUCCUGAGUAUGCAUUCAUCUGACAACUGCAAUCAUAGCUAGUAUUAUCAUUCAUUCAAUAAAAACGUUGUUUUUAAUAUU